UUUGGGUUGGUUGCUUCUAUUUUUUGGCAGAUCCGCAGUAAUCUGUUUAAUUUGACAUUUUCAAUUAAAUGGAAUUAAAAAGUGAGGUUACAUUAAAUUGGUGUUAGUCAAAAGGUAUCCACCAAUCGGUUAGCCAAAUUUGCAAAUAAUGGCAGUAAAUACAAUUCUCCUCGAUUUUUCGGUUGAUCCAAAUGUUGUGAAAAACAAUUCUUCGGUUUUGUCGACAAACAUAGAAAAUGUUUUGCGAGAUUUUUUAUCGGGUUUAAAAACUGUUAGUUGCUUUAGUCUGGACGGGAGCUCAGUGAAGAUUUACACCGCCGAACCUGGGAUCCUUCUAAAUUUAAGGAUUUACACUAGUGGAUUAGUUACCGUCAAUAUUGACUAUUUUAAGGGUGACAAACAGGAAGCGAUAUUAUCCUUCGAGCUAAGUAAAGUAUUUGAGCAAAAACUAAGCAUUGCCUUAGAUUCGUUUAGAUCAAAAAUGUUCCCUCCGGUUAAAAGAGGGGCUGCGAUAGACGUUUACUUAUCUAGUUCAGAUGAAAGGUUGUUGGAGUAUGAUAUCGACAGUUUGGUGUUUGAAGAGGCGACGCCUUUCCAAAAAGUUCAGAUAGUACACUCCAAGAGCCUAGGCAACAUGCUCGUACUGGAUGACUUGCAGAAUAUUGCCGAGUCGGAUCUGAUUUAUACGGAAACCCUCAUGCAGAGGGGCAAGGAAAAUUACAGAGAUGCCGAAAUUGUGAUAUUGGGAGGCGGAGACGGGGCGCUCUUGUAUGAAUUACUAAAAGAGAAGCCCAAGGAAGUAGUAAUGUUAGAAAUUGACGAAGUUGUGAUGAGAGCUUGCGCUAAAUACAUGCGUUCGAUAUGCGGCAACGUCCUAGACAAAUACAGCGGACCCAACUAUAAGAUAAUCGUAGGUGAUUGUAUGAAAUCUCUGGAGCAAUACAUCAAGGAGGAUCGUAAAUUCGACUAUGUCUUCGGCGAUCUGACAGACGUUCCUAUUUCUGACAGUCUGUCUGGGGAAUUGUGGACUUUUAUUAACAAAGUGCUGCAAAUGUCCUUUAAAGUGUUGAAGCCAAGUGGAAAAUUCAUGACCCAUUUGACUGGGACGUCAUCCCCUGACUGCAUCGAGAUGUACAAGUCUCAGCUGAAUAAGAUUCAGCCUCCCGUUACUUUUACCACUUCCAACGCUUUCGUUCCGUCAUUCUUAGAAGACUGGGUUUUCUGCCAAGUCAGUUUUGCCAAAAAGGCGGUCGAAUAACGUAGCGCGUUCUCGCGAGUUUUAGAAAAAGCCAGCCUUAUUUUUGAUAUAUUUGUUGAAAAUGCUUUUGGGAAAAUUUCUAGGAGAGUUUCUAAUCUCACUUUUUCUAGUUUUCUACUCUCGAAUGGCUUUGUAUACUGCUUCGUUAUGGUUCCAUUAUCAUUACGGAGUGACCCAAAUGAAACUAUCGUACCUGUUUGGAUAGGUUUUAAUUAUAGGUUUACAAUAUUGACAGUUGUGAUAGGAUCAAGUCUGAAUCUCACCAGCGGUUACCCUAGUCCGUAUUCACGUGUAUUUCCAAUGCAUUUUUCAGAAAUAUAUUUAAAAAUAUGGUGGCUAGAAUUUAGAUAUUGCUAUGUAGACCACGUAAGCUAGUAAAUGCCGUUUAUUCUAAGGACGGGCAGUACCUUCUCAGAUUUUUUUUGUCUGUCAUCCAACAGUGUGGCUCGUGGAACGUCUCGCAACAAACUACUUGUAAACGAAGUUCGUUUUCCCAUUUGGUAAUCGGGAGCUUGGAAAACACAGUUUUGAUUCGAUGUAUAAAAUUGGUUUUCCAGAAUUUGUUGUGGUUUCUGUAUGUGCUAAUUGUAGUUUUUUGUCAUAAUUUUGCCCUAAAAGAAAAAAAAUCUAAAGUAGCAUGGGAAUUAAAAACUGCAAGUUUCAAGAGUCAUGAAAUAUAAAAAAGUAUGGAAUGGUGGAUAUCUCUAAAUGCUUUUAAAUAUCGAAUAAAAAAGCUGCUCAAUAAAACCCAGCAUUCCAUCCAAUCCACCACUACACACAACACAACAAACCAAAAGUAUAGGAUUUGUCCGUUUCUGUUUGCAUACCCGGCAGAUGGCGCUCUAAUCGCAGAACAUUUUAAUUUUUGGUCAAUAAACAAAUCCGACUUAGUGUUAUCCAACCAGAUUAAAGUAACAUAUUGUUCGAAACCUGACAAUGAAAUGUUUUCAUAAAAGUUUAUAGUUUCUGAAUUUUUUUUGAAUUCUGUGUUUCUUCACAUUAGUAUCAAUUAGAUCACAGAAGAUAUAAUCUUGACCACACUUUACGGCAUGCAAAGAAUCUUCAAAUUUCUGAACUAAUUGAGGUUAUGGUGAAAAAAAAUGUAUAUAUUUUCCUUAAUAUGUGAUAGGGACUGAGGAUGACGACUAGGUUGAUAAGGCGUUGACCUGCCAACUCGAACUUGCCGGAGGUUGUGGGUUCGAUUUCCACCGGGAGCCUUGGGUGUUGUGAGCGUGUAAAAUUAAUUUACUCGUUGAAAAAUGGAAAAACCUGGGCAGCCGUCUCAUUGAAUUAAAGAAAAAAAAACAGUAUGUGAUAGUGUAUUCUUUCUCACAAACGAGCGAAUAAAUCCAAAAAAAUAAAUACAUUUCUCAAAAUUAAUUUUAAAAGUAGGUCAUGCCUAUUGUUUAUGACCAGAGAUAAAAAAUAAUUUCAAAUGUCUCAACUUGCUGACGUGUCUGUCACCAAUCAUUCUUCGUUGUUUUGUAAUAAAAGAGUCAAAAUGACUUAACCCCUAUUAUUAAUCAAUUGUCAUUUUAUUUGUUGUUUUUGUGUUGAUGAUGAGUCCAUUCGAUUUAAAAAUUUGGUGUGAGGUCGGUGGUUUGAAUAACAUUGAUUACGUCAUUGAAGCAUUCCCGGCUUCAACUAACCAAAAUUAUAUGUUGAAAUAAGAGGGAGGACUAACCUUGUUUAUAAUUUUAAUUUAAACAAAACUUCGCAGCGAGAAGCUCUUCAGUCACCUCAUAAUUUUCGUUUGCUAUAUGUUUUAUUUUGAACGCUUGGGUUGGAAGUUUGAUACGUAACAAACGGAAAGGUUUCUAAUACACACAAAGUGCCAUAUUGUAUUUCGAGUGCAUUUCUGUCGCAGUAUUCCUAUUGACCAAAGAGUUUCGCAAAUAAACAUUAAGUACGGGAUUGUUACUGGGAAGUUUUUUUUGUUGUGUCCCAAUUUAUUAUGUUACGUGUUACUAUCGAUUUGGGAAUAUAUUCUUCAUAAACAUAAUUUUGUUUAAUUUUAUUUGCACCAUUUUUUGAAACCUUGUGCUGACGAGUUAAGAAAGUAACCCUAUAGUGUGAUCCUAAUUGUGUAAUUGUGCUGGUAUGCUGUAACAAGAAAUCUAGUUGUUUAUUUCUAACAUCCUCACAAUCGAGCUUUUGCAAUAUUUCAAAAUAUUACUUUUUAUUUUUUCUCGAAUGCUGUCUUUAUUGACACGCAAAUGUGAUUUUAAAUGUUGAACUUUCCUUUAUAUCUAAAUUCA
Molecule: messenger RNA, 3516 nt
Organism: Cylas formicarius (sweet potato weevil)
Lineage: Eukaryota; Metazoa; Arthropoda; Insecta; Coleoptera; Brentidae
Product: spermine synthase
Exons: 6
Coding region: 149-1258 (369 amino acids)
Biological process (GO): spermine biosynthetic process
Molecular function (GO): spermine synthase activity
Source: RefSeq, a predicted model, not a curated record